AUGGAAGGUUCGCUGGGUCUGGAGGAGGAGCUGGUGGCGGCCGCGGCCCAGGCCGAAGAGCGAGACGUGCGGCCGGGCCCCUGUUCCGUGAGUCUGGACGACAGUCUGACCAGCUUGCAGUGGCUGCAGGACUUCUCCAUCCUGGGGGGCAGCGUCCCCCACAACCUGCUGGGCCCGCGGCGGCCCGGCUCGGAUGCGCCGGCCUCCCCGCUGGCCGCCGACCCCGCCUCCAUGGGGGCGCCGCUGACACCCGGGAAGCCCACGGCAGCGUCCUACACCCGCAUGCAGCCGCUGCCCGCCAUCGUGGCCCGCGGGCACUGUCUGGACGAGGUGGACUACAAGACGGACGCGCGCAUCAAGCCGCCGUACUCGUAUGCGCACCUCAUCUGCAUGGCCAUGCACGCCAGUCCCGCCAGCAAGAUGACUUUGGCUGGGAUCUACAAGUGGAUCACGGACAACUUCUGCUACUUCCGCCACGCCGAGCCCACCUGGCAGAAUUCCAUCCGACACAACCUGUCGCUCAACAAGUGCUUCAUCAAAGUCCCGCGUGGGAAGGACGAGCCGGGGAAGGGUGGCUUCUGGAAAAUCGACCCGCAGUACGCCGAGCGCCUGCUGAGCGGCGCCUACAAGAAGCGGCGCAUGCCGCCGGUCCGCAUCAACCCGGCACUGCAGAGCCGGCUGGGUCUUCAGCUGCCGCCAUCGUCUGCCGGCCCCCCCGCGGUCCCGGCCGAAUCCCAGCGCCUCCUGCGGGAGUUCGAGGACGCCACGGGCACGGACAGCGGCUGGGACCCUCACCUGGGUGAGGGUACCAUGCUGGGGUCCUGGCCCGCCGUCAAGAGGAAGUCGGCCCGCAGAAACGGCGCCGGCAAGCCACCCCUCCGCCGCUCCAGCUCGCCCCUGCUCCCCGCCGAGGACGAGAAGCAGAGCGGCGUCCUGAAGGGAGACUUCGACUGGGACGCCCUGCUGGACUCGGCGCUGAGCGGCCAGCUGGCCUUGGACCCCCUCAUGAAGGAGGAGGACCCGGCCGGCCGCGACGACGCCCAGAAGCGCAAACGGCUGUCCGACUUGGACGAGGAGACCUUCCUAAGCGCUGCCUUCCUGGAGAGCGCCUGGCCUGAGGAGGCGGAGCCAGAUCGUACGGACUUCCUGUGUCACUCAGCCGUCAACCUGGAGCAGCUCUUUGAUCUCGCCGACCCUUUGAGCGCCGACCCCCGCGCCGACCCCCUCCUAUGACUGACUUCCCUGUUCACCGGGGGGUGAAAGACUCCGCCCCACAUUUUGUCCCGACGGCGGCCGUCGAGCGGCACGCCGACCACAAACGGGGACCGAUCAUGUGACAUCAAAGACUUUUAUGACUGAUGUUGAUUGACACCUCUGUGAUGAUGUCAUUAUGAUGAUUGUUUUUAUUUUCACACAAUAAAAUACCAAUAAAAUGUC
Molecule: messenger RNA, 1437 nt
Organism: Nerophis ophidion (straightnose pipefish)
Lineage: Eukaryota; Metazoa; Chordata; Actinopteri; Syngnathiformes; Syngnathidae
Gene: foxj1a
Product: forkhead box J1a
Exons: 2
Coding region: 1-1233 (410 amino acids)
Biological process (GO): regulation of DNA-templated transcription
Molecular function (GO): sequence-specific DNA binding; DNA-binding transcription factor activity
Source: RefSeq, a predicted model, not a curated record